AUGGCCUGGUCGAUGAAGCACACGCUGCUGGCCGCACCCAACAUAUUGAUACCAAUUGCGGUCUUGACUUUUGCUUCCGGCUUCUUUCCCUACAAGCCCUUCCUACCAGGCUUAGCUGAAUAUCAGAAGCUUAACUAUGGAGUCCCGCCCAAGGCACCCUUCGACAAGCUUGUCUUUAUGGUCGUCGAUGCGUUACGAAGGCAGGGUUGA
Coniosporium apollinis CBS 100218 is the source of this 210-nucleotide messenger RNA. RefSeq lists its product as uncharacterized. The record is from RefSeq and is a predicted model, not a curated record. The transcript has a single exon. NCBI's taxonomy places the organism in Eukaryota, Fungi, Ascomycota, Dothideomycetes. Bases 1 to 210 code for a protein of 69 amino acids.